UCCCGUGAGAAAGUCCAGCUACUCACACUUACACCAGAAUCUUGGAGCAUAAAGGAGGCAUCUUCUUAUUUUCAAGUAUCUGAAUAUUUUGUAAAACGUGCCCGUGAACUUAAAACAGAGUAGGGUAUCUUAGCUUGCCCAGGAAAAAAGAAGGGCAAAGAGCUUCCCAGCAGAACAAUUGAGGUAGUAAAUUCAUUUUUUGAGGAUGAUGAAUUUUCAAGAAUUAUGCCAGGGAAAAAAGAUUUUGUGAGCAUCAGUCAUAACACUCACAAACAAAAACGCCUUCUUUUGUGCAACCUUAAGGAGUUAUAUGCAACCUUUGUGAGUCAACAGCCUGACAUCAAAAUUGGAUUCUCAAAGUUCUGUUCCCUUCGUCCAAAAUGGUGCAUCACUGUUGAUUCAAAGGGAUCUCAUUCUGUUUGCGUGUGUGUCACACAUCAAAAUGCAAUUCUGCUUGUUGAUGCUAUAGAUCUGGACAAAACCUACAAAGACUUAAUUGACAUGAUAGUUUGUGAUCGAGAUAGCAAAACCUGCAUGAUACAUAGGUGUGAUGAUUGCCCAGGUACACAGUAUCUUCAAAAUUUCCUAAGUGAAACUCUUACAAGUGCAGACGAGGAAAUAUUUUUACAGCAAUGGCAGAGUACUGAUAGUACAAAACUUAUAAGCCAGACUCUAGAUUUAGAAAGUUUCAUUGACCUGGUAGUAAAAACCAUUGAUAGAUUGACCUCACAUUCAUAUCUGGCAAAAUGUCAAGCAAGGUAUUUGAAGAUUCGCAAAGAACAAAUUGGAGAGGAUACAGCUAUUGCAUUAGGUGAUUUUGCAGAGAACUACAGUUUUGUGGUGCAAGAUGAGGUCCAGUCUUACCACUGGAGCAAACCAUGCUGUACCUUGCACCCACUUGUUGUAUAUUUCAAAGAAGAUGAGACACUGAUGCAGAACUCCUUCUGUAUUUUAUCAGAUGAUCUGGAACAUGACACCAGCUUGGUAUAUCAGAUUCAAAAAGAAUUAACACAGGUCAUCAAAACUAAAUUGCCAAAAAUAUGCAAACUAGAAUAUUUUUCUGAUGGUUGUGCUUCCCAAAACAAGAACUACAAAAAUUUCUUGAACUUGACACUCCAUCAGCAAGAUUUUGGGUUAUCUGCAAACUGGACAUUCUUUGCAUCAAGCCAUGGCAAGUCCCCCUGCGAUGGCAUCGGAGGAGCAGUUAAGAGACUGACAGCUAGGGCAAGUUUACAAAGACCAAUUUCAUAA
This is a messenger RNA of Rhopilema esculentum, 1251 nucleotides long. The record is from RefSeq and is a predicted model, not a curated record. NCBI's taxonomy places the organism in Eukaryota, Metazoa, Cnidaria, Scyphozoa, Rhizostomeae, Rhizostomatidae.